Molecule: messenger RNA, 2564 nt
Organism: Zerene cesonia (dogface butterfly)
Lineage: Eukaryota; Metazoa; Arthropoda; Insecta; Lepidoptera; Pieridae
Gene: MFS3
Product: sialin
Exons: 11
Coding region: 286-1800 (504 amino acids)
Biological process (GO): monoatomic anion transport; transmembrane transport
Molecular function (GO): transmembrane transporter activity
Source: RefSeq, a predicted model, not a curated record
UCUUAACGAUGUUUAUGUGAUCACAUGCUGGUCGGCACGUUUCUCUUGGAAAGCAUAUAAUAUAUAAAGUAAACGGUACAUAAACCGAUUCGGUAUUUCAACACGUUGCGUACUAUGAGUCACAAUAUUAUUCGAAAAGUUCGUUCCAGGUUUCAUACGUAAAGCUCAACUCGAUGGCGUUGUACGUGUGACUCGAUUCCUGUUAAAUGUUUUGUGUAUUAAACAAUUCCUUUAAGUUUAAAUUUUAAUCAUUCGUGUAUUGGACAAAAACAUUUUUGAGUGAAAAUGGACGUGCCGGCUAAAGGAAAUGUUUUAGGACGUGUCCUACCAGCGCGGUACAUUCUAGCCAUCCUUGGAUCUAUAGGGAUGGCUAUUGUGUAUGGGCUUAAAGUAAAUUUGUCUGUCGCUAUGGUGGGCAUGUUAAACCACACCGCUAUCAAAUUGGCUGCCCCAGAGGAGACAGGUCAUCAGAAUGUCACAACGGAGUGCCAGCCCACGAGUAACUCUACUAGUGCACAGGACGCAGACGGUCCAUUUAUCUGGUCUUCAGCAGUGCAGGGCACCGUCCUCAGCUGCUAUUUUUGGGGAUAUUUCGUCUCUCAAAUCCCGGGUGGACGCAUAGCUGAAUUAUUCUCGGCCAAAUGGGUGAUGUUCUUCAGUGUUACCAUAAAUGUGGUAUGCACUAUCCUAACGCCGGUCAUGGCGGAAGCUCAUUAUGUAGCUGUGGUGUUGAUGAGAUUCGGCGAAGGUGUUGGCGGGGGUGUGACGUUCCCAGCCAUGCACGUGCUGUUGUCAAAAUGGGCUCCUCCAGCUGAGAGGAGUGUGAUGGCGGCUCUAGUUUACGCGGGAACUUCUUUGGGAACUGUCAUUUCGAUGCUUAUGGCGGGAGUUUUGACUGCUACGUUGGGAUGGGAGAGUGUGUUCUACGUGAUGGGAGGUUUGUCGGCCAUCUGGUGCUUUCUAUGGAUAAUAUUGGUCAAAGACUCUCCGGCAGAACAGCCGCUCAUCAGCCAGGAAGAGAGAGAUUUAAUUAUCACCUCGCUUGGAGGCAAGAGCGACGAUCAUGGUCAUAAGAACACGUCAGUCCCCUGGAAGCGGGUGGCCACGUCGGGCCCGUUCCUGGCGAUCGUGGUGGCGCACGCCUGCUCCAACUGGGGCUGGUACAUGUUACUCAUCGAGCUGCCCUUCUACAUGAAGCAGGUCCUCAAGUUCAACAUGACUGAGAACGCAGUAACAACAGCCCUGCCGUUCCUCUCCCUAUGGUUCUUCAGUAUGGCGCUCAGCAAGACGUUGGACUCGCUGCGGGAGAAGCAGUACAUCACCACCACUACCGCCAGGAAGAUCGGCACCUUGUUCGCGUCUGCAGUGCCAGCAGCGUGUCUACUCGGGCUGUGCUACAUCGGAUGCAACCGCAUAGGCGCUGUAGCUCUCACAGCUCUUGGCGUCACUUGCAUCGGCGGAAUGUUCUGCGGCUUUUUGUCUAACCAUAUCGACAUCGCACCUAAUUUUGCUGGUACAUUGGUAGCAAUAACGAACACUGUGGCCACCAUCCCCGGUAUCGUUGUGCCGCUAUUCGUUAGCGCCCUUACUCAUGGAAACCAAACAAUCUCAGCCUGGCGUAUCAUUUUCUAUGUCACUAUCGUUCUAUACAUUAUCGAGAUUAUCGUAUACACAAUAUUCGGUUCUGGAGAACAACAGCCCUGGAACAACUUGCCGGAAGAUAAAGACACCACUCACGAACAGAAACCGCUCAAGGAAUUUGAAAGGAACCACGAUGGAUCUGAGAAAACCCAUGUGUAAAAGCAAGUAAAAUUCAAUCGAUGUAGUUUAAAUAAUAAAUUUUUGUACUUAUAUGAAGAUUUUAAGAUUUUAUUAUAUUUUAAUUAAAUUUUAAAUUUCAAUGUCUAAAUAUUUAUUAAUAGCGGCAUUUUAAUUAGGUAUUUAUAUAUAAGAUUUAAUUUUUAUUUUAUAGUUUCAUUGACUCAGGUCUCAGGUGAAGAUACUUAAGUUCUGUGUACAUAAACCCUUGAAGUCAUGACGUUGUUAGUAAACCAAUUACCAUAUCUUGCUUUCCGCUGUUUUAUUUGAAAGCUGGUGCCUUCCAAAUGGUUUCAUUUUUAAUUUGAUUUGACAAUUCGAAAGCGCCAAGCGGUUUAGUUUUUUUGGUUAAAAAUAAUUAUUAAAUUUAAUUUUAAAGAGAGUACAAUCAGUUAAAAGUAUGUAACACAAUGCAACGCAAUUGUUAAGGAAUAUGUGUUAUUUUAUACUAUAAAAUAUUGCAUGUAGGCUUUAGUUUCAUAAUGUAAGCCAAUUAUUUAUUCUAACCGAUUUAAAUUAAAUUAGACAAUAAAUUUAUAUAUUAUCGUCCUCAGAUGUUCCUUGAUAUCUGAUCCUCAUAAAAUUUGCAGUAAUAUAUUUUUAUUUUAUAUUAAAAAAUAUACAUAUUCAUAGAUUAAAUGAAAAAAAAAAUUCAAAAGACAUGUGAAGAAAAACAUUUCCUUUGAUUUCUGCGCUUCAAAGUCACUUAAAAAGACAUUAAUAGUUUUCUAUUUUUAUAAUCAGUG